Argentina anserina (silverweed cinquefoil) is the source of this 2242-nucleotide messenger RNA. Its product is annotated as adagio protein 3. The record is from RefSeq and is a predicted model, not a curated record. Gene Ontology annotation, biological process: circadian rhythm; response to blue light. Gene Ontology annotation, cellular component: nucleus; SCF ubiquitin ligase complex; cytosol. The transcript is spliced from 2 exons. The coding region runs from base 32 to 1930 and encodes 632 amino acids. Gene Ontology annotation, molecular function: protein binding. NCBI's taxonomy places the organism in Eukaryota, Viridiplantae, Streptophyta, Magnoliopsida, Rosales, Rosaceae.
CUGAGUUGAGUUGAGUUGAGCUGAAGAAGAUAUGGCGAUGCCGAAGAGACACGAAGGAGACGAAGAAGAAGAGGUUCAGAACUUCCGGAAGAGACUGAAAUGCAGAAAAUACGAGGAGGUUCAAUGCGAAGAUGGAGAAGAAGACGAAGAAGAAGAAGAAGAACAAGUUUCAGAGAAGGCAGAGAUGGGGGGUAUGAUGUACCCAAUGACUCCGACGUCGUUUGUUGUCUCCGAUGCUCUGGAGCCCGAUUGUCCCAUAAUUUACGUCAACAAAGUGUUCGAGACGUUCACCGGAUACGGAGCUCAUGAAGUUCUCGGUCGUAACUGUCGGUUCUUACAAUAUAGGGACCCUCAUGCUCAAAGACGACAUCCUCUGGUAGAUCCUGACGUCGUUUCUGAGAUUAGAAGGUGUCUUGAUGAAGGAGUUGAGUUUUUAGGUGAGAUUCUAAAUUUCAGUAAGGAUGGCACUCCUUUGGUGAAUAGGCUAAGGCUGAAACCUAUACUUGAUGAUAACGGGAGUGUCACACACAUCAUAGGCAUUCAAGUAUUUGCUGAAACAAAGAUAGAUCUCAGCAGUGCAUAUCCAGUUUACAAAGAGAUAUGCACUGAGCAGUACAGUGAAUCCAGUAAGUAUUCUCUCACCAGUGGACAAACACCUUCAACCCAACAUCAAGAAAUUUGUGGGAUUCUUCAACUAUCGGAUGAAGUCUUGGCUCACAACAUCUUUUCGCGCUUGACACCGAGGGAUGUGGCAUCCAUUGGGUCUGUAUGCAGAAGAAUCCGUCAGCUAACAAAAAAUGAGCAUUUGAGGAAGAUGGUAUGUCAAAAUGCAUGGGGAAGAGAAGUCACUGGUACAUUGGAAUUGAUGACUGAUAAGUUAGGGUGGGGGCGUUUGGCUAGGGAACUGACAACUCUUGAGGCUAUUUGUUGGAGGAAAUUCACUGUUGGAGGUUCUGUGGAGCCUUCUCGAUGCAACUUUAGUGCUUGUGCUGUGGGAAAUCGACUUGUACUGUUUGGAGGUGAAGGGGUUGAUAUGCAGCCAAUGGAUGACACAUUUGUUCUCAAUCUGGAUGCUGCCAACCCAGAGUGGACUCGAGUAAGUGUGAAAGCAUCGCCACCAGGGCGCUGGGGCCACACUCUUUCAUGUUUGAAUGGUUCUUUGUUGGUAGUGUUUGGGGGAUGUGGACGUCAAGGGUUGCUUAAUGAUGUUUUUGUUCUUGACUUAGAUGCCAAGCAGCCAACGUGGAAAGAAGUUUAUGGAGGAACUCCUCCUCUCCCCAGAUCCUGGCACAGUUCUUGCAUUAUAGAAGGUUCUAAAUUAGUCGUGUCAGGUGGAUGCACAGACGGUGGGCUACUUCUUAGUGACACAUACGUAUUGGAUCUCACCACAGCAUAUCCAAUCUGGAGGGAGAUUCCAACUUUGUGGUCUCCUCCCUGUAGGUUGGGACAUUCGCUUUCAGUGUAUGGCCGAUCAAAAAUUCUCAUGUUCGGUGGACUCGCCAACAGUGGGCAUUUACGGUUAAGAUCAGGUGAGACUUACACCAUUGAUUUGGAAGACGUAGUGCCUCAGUGGAGGCAACUGGAGUGUAAUGCAUUUACCAGCAUUGACAGCCAGAGUGCAGUGCUUCCUCCUCCUCGACUUGAUCAUGUUGCUGUUAGCAUGCCUUGUGGAAGAGUUAUCAUAUUUGGUGGUUCAAUUGCCGGGCUGCAUUCUCCUUCUCAACUUUUCUUGUUGGAUCCUUCCGAAGAGAAACCUUCCUGGAGAAUUCUCAACGUUCCAGGGCAACCACCCAAGUUUGCUUGGGGCCACAGCACCUGUGUGGUCGGAGGAACAAGGGUCCUGGUACUGGGUGGCCAUACAGGUGAGGAGUGGAUACUUAAUGACUUGCAUGAGUUGUGCUUAGCAAGCAGGCAGGAUUCAGACCUAUGAUAAGAUUUCUUCUUUGCCUUACUGUGCACCAACCACUGGAAGCAAUUUUGUUUUGUGAUCUCUGUAAGUAAAGCUUCUUCCACCCAAGUCCCCAGUGAUCAGCUUUGUUGUGUAAUGAUGAUUGGUUUUUGAUGUUGCUUGUUGUGGUUAGAUUUGUACUACACUGUAUUUAGAUCACACUAUGAAUCACUUUUAGCUGUACAUUGUGACCUUAGUAUAUGAAUGUGUAAUACAAAUUUCUUUUGAAAGAGAGGGCGUCGUAUUUCAAUGAAAUGAACUAAACUGCAAGAAAAUGUCAAGGUCUGACCCCAA